CUAGAGAUUAAGCAACUGGUGGGUUGUGAUCCGGCCUUGAGUCUUUUUCCACACCCAACGCAGAAAACAGACAAGGAGGAUUGCAGAAGUGAAGCCAUCAAAUCAUCAGCCAUGAAUGUAGAAGAAGAGGUCGAGCGUCUCAGAGAAGAAAUCCAGAGGCUCGGCAAGCUCCAAGACGAUGGUUCUUACAAGGUCACAUUUGGGGUGCUAUUUAAUGAUGAUAGAUGUGCAAACAUAUUCGAAGCGUUGGUUGGGACGCUAAGAGCAGCAAAGAGGCGAAAAUUUCUCACAUACGACGGUGAGCUACUGCUGCAGGGUGUCCAUGACAAUGUGGAGAUCAUACUCAAACCAAAACCGGCAGCAGCGGCAGAGGCAACUACUGCAGUGCCAGUCGGGACAAGUUAGAAGUAUCAUGCACCUGUUUCAAUUUCAUGUAUUGUCUGUGUGAAAGAGACUGUAAAAUACUUUUGAGAGACCCAUACUUGCCAGUUGAGUUGCCUCCAUCUACUUGUAUGCUUCCAGUAAUUUAAUGUGACAGUGUUCAUUUCAA
Messenger RNA from Pyrus x bretschneideri (Chinese white pear), 550 nucleotides. Its product is annotated as costars family protein. Lineage: Eukaryota; Viridiplantae; Streptophyta; Magnoliopsida; Rosales; Rosaceae. Gene Ontology annotation, biological process: regulation of actin filament-based process. The coding region runs from base 112 to 405 and encodes 97 amino acids. The transcript has 2 exons. The record is from RefSeq and is a predicted model, not a curated record.